CUGAAAUUGAUCGCGUCCUAAAGAAAGUUUCUGAAGGAGUUGCAACCUUUGAAGAAAUAUUUGAAAAAAUCCAAGCUACCAAUAAUGCAAAUCAAAAAGAAAAAUUAGAACAAGAUCUCAAAAAGGAAAUCAAAAAACUUCAACGAAACAGAGAUCAGAUCAAAACUUGGAUAUCGUCAAACGAUAUAAAGGAUAAGCGCGCGCUUCUUGAUAAUCGAAAGCUUAUCGAACAGCAAAUGGAAAAAUUCAAAGCAUGCGAAAAAGAAAUGAAAACAAAAGCAUACUCUAAAGAAGGAUUAUUGCAAUUAACUAAGAUGGAUCCUAAAGAGAAAGAAAAGAUGGAGACAUGUGAAUGGCUGAAUAACAUGGUGGAACAGCUUGGUUUGCAAAUUGAAGCAGGCGAAGCAGAAAUAGAAAGUCUUCAGGUAGUUGUGAAAAAAGGACGAAAAGAUUCGCAGAAAAUUGAUCGACUGACGGAAGUCGAACGUGCAGUUGAAAGACACAAAUGGCAUACAAAUCGAUUAGAAUUAAUACUGCGAUUAUUGGAGAAUGGAAAUAUUCCCACUGAGAAGGUUAUUAAUAUUCAAGAAGAUGUAAAAUACUAUGUCGAAAGUAAUCAGGAACCAGAUUUCGCAGAAGACGAAAACAUAUACGACGAUUUAAAUUUAGAAGAGGAAGAAGAGCUAUACGGUAUCGCUAAUGAAGAUCAUCAAAGUAGUCACGAAUCAAUUAGUGAUGAACAACCAACACCACAAAAAGAACACUCUAGUCCAGUCAUCACAUCGCCUACCGUAAGGAUCAUGCCUAAACCUCCAACAACUGCAGCGACUGCAAUAAAAUCUCCUGGAUCUACUGCCUUGGAAAUUACACCAUCUCCACCUUCUUCGGAUUCUGUGUAUCCUCCACUGAAAUCCACAGCAGCACCUCGAACAUUAGCAGAGGUUGCAAGGGAACCGUUGGCAACAACUACUUCUUCAUCGCAACGAUAUCUUCCUGCGACUACAGCAUCUUCGGCAUCACAAGAUCCGACUACCGUUUCGAUACCUCAGGUAGCUACAGACCAGAGAAAUUCAUCAUCUUUUGCUGGCAAUACAGAAACCAUCAGAGAAAUUUCAAAUGAAAAUGUUGAGGCUUUGCAACAACAAUAUAAUGAAAUUCAGUGGAUGAAUCAUCUUUUGCAGCAACAACCAAAACAACAAAUCCGACUUUCACCACCU
This is a messenger RNA of Ambispora gerdemannii, 1217 nucleotides long. The record is from the annotation of a GenBank genome assembly. Lineage: Eukaryota; Fungi; Glomeromycota; Glomeromycetes; Archaeosporales; Ambisporaceae.